Morone saxatilis (striped sea-bass) is the source of this 1792-nucleotide messenger RNA. It is a transcript of the gene slc25a19, whose product is annotated as solute carrier family 25 member 19. Gene Ontology annotation, cellular component: mitochondrial inner membrane. The coding region runs from base 163 to 1149 and encodes 328 amino acids. The record is from RefSeq and is a predicted model, not a curated record. NCBI's taxonomy places the organism in Eukaryota, Metazoa, Chordata, Actinopteri, Moronidae. Gene Ontology annotation, molecular function: thiamine transmembrane transporter activity. Gene Ontology annotation, biological process: thiamine pyrophosphate transmembrane transport. The transcript has 7 exons.
GGGAGAGGACCCGGAAGUACUAUUAGGCAUCUCUUGUAGCGUGCAGUACGAGUUCUUGUCAUGUUAAUGUUGGACUGUAGCUGUCGGGGUUUGGUUCAGCUGUACGUGUAUUUAUGAAGGACUUACUAUAAGUGUUAACAGGAAUCUGAAGGCUGUGGAGAUAUGGUGGGCUAUGACCCCGGGGCUCAGGAUGCUGCCCUCUGCCCAGAGGAGGCAGCCCUGGCUGGGUCCGCCGCUGGGAUGGUCACUCGAGCCCUCAUCAGCCCCCUUGAUGUGCUUAAAAUCAGAUUCCAGCUGCAGAUUGAGCGCGUGUCUUCACAGAGGCCAGAGGGGAAGUACUGGGGAAUAUUUCAGGCGUCCCGCUGCAUUCAUUCAGAGGAGGGACUCUCUGCUUUCUGGAAGGGUCACAUCCCUGCGCAGCUCCUCUCCAUCUGCUUCGGGGCUGUCCAGUUUGCCAGUUUUGAGUUUCUGACUGAGAUGGUCCACAACAUGACGCCAUAUGACAGCCAGACAGCAGGAGUUCACUUUGUGUGUGGCGGUUUGGCUGCUUGCUCUGCUACAGUGGUCUGCCAGCCUCUGGACACACUGCGGACACGCUUUGCAGCUCAGGGAGAACCAAAGGUGUACAGCAACCUGCGACAUGCCGUGUCCACGAUGUACCGUUCAGAGGGCGUACUGACGUUUUACCGCGGCCUGGCUCCAACACUGACGGCAGUGUUUCCGUACGCUGGGCUGCAGUUCUUCACCUACAACGUCUUUAAAAAGCUGUUCGCCCCACCUCCCACAGCUGGAAAGUCUGGAGGAAACCUGAGCAGCCUGGUCUGUGGCAGCGGAGCUGGAAUAAUCAGCAAAGCAAUCACGUACCCCUUUGACCUCUUCAAGAAGAGACUGCAGGUGGGGGGCUUUGAGGCAGCCAGAGCACGCUUCGGUCAGGUGCGGAAUUAUAGAGGCCUGUUGGACUGCAUGGUUCAAAUAGCCAAAGAAGAGGGCGUCCGAGGCUUCUUCAAAGGCCUCUCUCCCAGCCUUUUGAAAGCCGCUGUGUCAACAGGCUUCACCUUUUUUUGGUAUGAGUUCUUCCUCAACGCCAUGCAUAACUUCAAGGAGGGACGGAGAACAAACAGCCUCACCAAAGACUUAGAGGAAAGAUAAUGAAGGAAACAAAAAAGUGAUGAUGGCGCAACCUCCACACUGGAACAGACUGGAAAUAGACUCAUGCAUCAUUCUUUGCUUGCACUUAACACAUUUAUCAACCGGGUCGAUGUUUGGUGGUGCUUUCUAUUGUGUUUACAUGUAAGGAUGGGAAAACAUAACCUCGUAUUAUUUGUUUUUGUGUUAUCGUCACACCUCUUGUAUAAGCAUUGGACUUUUAAAAAAUGGUUUUAGUCUGGGUUUCUAAGGAUUAUGGAUGCUUGCUUUUACAAGAUAAACUACAUUGUAUAAUUUUAUGUUCAAACACAACUUUGCACAUUUUAAACUCUGACUUUUAACGUGUCAUAACCUUGCCAUUGUUGGCUCACAUUUUGUUAAAUUGAAUUGAAUUGAAAAGAGAGAAGAAGCAAAAUGUGCUUGUGUUGAUUGUGUGGUCGUAUGUGUAUAGACAAAAACAUCAACACUUAUGUGAGUGUAAUAUUUAUUAUAUUAUGUACUGUGGUGGGCAAAACAGCAUCCUGUUGACUAUAGGCCAAAUACACUGCUAAUUAAGAGUAACACUCUUAAAGGUGUCUGUGGUUGUGCUAUGUGUCUGGCCAACGCUACAACUUUCAGGUCAUUAUUUUUUGAAUAAAAGUUUUUA